Messenger RNA from Penicillium egyptiacum, 1020 nucleotides. The record is from the annotation of a GenBank genome assembly. Lineage: Eukaryota; Fungi; Ascomycota; Eurotiomycetes; Eurotiales; Aspergillaceae.
AUGUCUCCAUCAUUGAAAUCUCGUGCCCAAGCCGCCAUCUGGGGCGUCUGCGUAGCCGACGCACUCGGUGGCCCCGUACAAUUCAAAGACCCAGGAACAUUCGAGCCGAUCACAUGCUUAAGAUUUGUCGAGCCCUACAAGCAACCAGCUGGGUCCUACUCCGACGACGGAUCUAUGACUCUGGCCUUGGCAUGCUCCUUCAACAAGUCCAACAUGGAAUACAACCAUACGCUAUCAAUCCAAUACUUUGUCGAGUGGGUGACAGACGGCCAUUUCAGUACUAUCAACCGCUCGUGGGAUGUAGGACGUUCCACUCGCGUCUCCCUGAAGCAGUGGAGAAAGUAUGGUAUGGAGAAGGGUGAUUUCGAAGUUGCACAGAAGAUGGUCAAUAAUAGAUUGGAGUACGAAGAGUGCUCUGGGAACGGGAGCUUGAUGAGGAUUGUCCCGAUUGGACUAGUGUACUGGCGAGAUUCUGAACUGGCGAGGCAAAUCGCCAGAAGACACAGCCAGAUCACUCAUCCUUCGCUUGCGUGUGUGGAAGCCUGUGAAGUGUAUACGGAGUUGGUAUGCAAGGUUAUGAAUGGUUGGUGUUUUGAUUCUGUUUUCGUCCAAGACUUGCCCACUGACAUUUUAUUAGGCGAGUCGAAGAAGCAACUCUUCCACGCGGUCUCCGUGUUCCCUUUCACUCACCCUGCUCUGAAGGAGCGCAUGUCACAGUACAGGUACAGAACGCUCACAGACUGGAAGUCAAAGGAGCCUAGUGAUAUGAAGAGUAGUGGAUGGGUUGUUGAUACGCUUGAAUGCGCUCUGUGGGCAUUCUUCAAGUAUGACACCUGGAAGGAUGGGGCGUUGGCAGUCGUCAAUCUGGGUGGUGACUCGGAUACUGCUGGGGCUGUUUAUGGGGGUCUUGCGGGCUCGUUCUAUGGGUUUGACGCUAUUCCUGGUGAAUGGGUGGAUGGGAUGCAGAAUAAAGGGUUUAUUGAGAGUAUCGCUGGUGCUCUGUCUGAUGGGAUUGCUUGA